ACUCUCUCCCUCCUCCCCUUUCUCUCUAUCUCCUCCCUCCCCUUCUCUCUCUCUCCUCCUUCUCUCUAUCCUUUUCCACACUGCCGCUCGCCCAUGUCUUCCACUCUUCGCAUGCGUUUGAGCCGAGCGAACAGGAGGCAGCGGACCGGCUAACCCCUCUCCUCUUGUACAAUGGACACUAAACGCUCCCGUAGCACAAGGCAUGGCGGCUGGUUUACACAAAGUGGUCAGCAGGGGUCAUGAGGGCGGCGGAGGCUCGUGGCGCUGUGAGGAGCAGCUGAGGCAGACAUGGCACCCAUCGGAUCCGCGUCAACGACCUUACCAGCCACUUCCUGCUUCGCCUCAAUCACCGCGGGCAACCAAACGCGUUCUCUGCGCUUGUUGUCACCUCCCACUAAACGUUUGCGAUGAGAAUGUCCGAUUCGGUCGACUGUGAAGCAAUGAAGGUUUCCGAGGACCGAGUGUCGUCCCCCAAAGACAACAGCGCCACCACCAGGCCAGACCAAGCCACUGACAGCCAGAGCAUGAGCCGCGAUGAGCACGGCCCCAACAACAAGAGGGAGACGCAGCCUGUGAAGCACUCCAAGUCCAACAGCAGGCUAAAGCUCGUCAGGAGCCUGGCCGUUUGUGAAGAGUCCUUCCCCUGUCCCAUUACUGAGCCCGCAACUGCUCCUCAGGACGGAUUCCCUCUGAAGGCGUUUGAAAAGGAGGAGAGGGGAACGCAGGACCAAGCCGAAAAAGAAAGCGACAAAAUUGACAAACCCGAAAAGACGAUUCGUAAAAUGCUGUCUAGAGAUUCCAGCCAAGACUACACAGACUCAACUGGAAUAGAUCUGCACGAGUUCCUGGUGAACACGCUAAAAGGCAAUCCAAGGGAUCGAAUUAUGUUACUCAAACUGGAACAGGACAUUUUGGACUUCAUCAGCAAUAAUGAGAGCCAGCAGAGGAAGUUCCCGCCCAUGUCGUCCUAUCACCGGAUGCUGUUACACAGAGUGGCUGCAUAUUUCGGCAUGGACCACAAUGUAGACCCCAGCGGCAAGUCUGUGGUCAUCAACAAGACCUCCAACACUAGAAUCCCCGAUCAGAAAUUCUCAGAGCACAUCAAGGAUGACAGGACGGACGAUUUUCAGAAGCGCUACAUUCUGAAACGAGACAACUCCAGCUUUGAUCCAGAAGACAUCACGGGCGAUCAUUUCCUCCUAGACAGAAGCGUUCAAGACGAAGACCUGUGCAUGAGCAGCCAACAGCGCCGCCAAAUGUUCAGGCUGGGAGUGGGUCGAUCAGGGGCCAGCAGACAGAGCAGCUCAGAGACAGACACUCUCCCCAGACCCUCGGACCCUCGCCCCUGGAGCAGCACGGACAGCUCAGACAGCUCCCACCGCCUGGCCCCCCGACCCCCCAUCACCAAAGCCCGCAGCUUCAGUGGAGUCUGUCCCGGUCUGGUGCGGGGGGACAGCACAGCCAGCAGCAAGAGCACAGGGAGGCUGUCCAAAACCGGUUCUGAGUCUUGCAGUAGCGUUGGUUCCUCUUCGAGCUCUCUGUCCCGCCCGCAGCUGCCCCCUGCUCCCUCCUCUCGCCCUGUUAUCCCCACUACACCAACAGCCCACCCUAACAACGACACCAGGGGAGCGGGACACCACGAAAUGAUCAAAAAUGUUCCUUCUCAGCCACCAUCCAUCAACGAUGCUCCAAACUACUAUAUCCUGCCACUGGAAGCCUCUGGGAUUCCUCCUGGCAGUGUCCUGGUCAACCCACACACAGGCAAGCCGUUCAUUCACCCUGACGGCAGUGCUGUAGUGUACAACCCGGCUACAAUCACUUCGAACAUCGGAAGGAGCGUUCAGCAAAAGAAUCCUCAACAACCAAUCCAAACCCAGGGCCAACUGCAGGCAGCCAAUCAUCUGCACUCUCAGCCUUUCUGUCCUCUCCAGUCUGAUCCCGUCCAAAGCUCAGCGAUGUCGUACCCUCUUGCUCCUUCUCAGUACCUGCCUGUGUGUCCUAACCAACAAUACACUGUGCCUGAAGCCCUCAACGCCCAGUUCAAUCAGAUGAGCCUCUCUCAGCCCGGGCAGAGUGACCCCAAUCCCCCCGCCCCAGACCCCCGCUACUAUCCCACUGUGUACCACCACCACCACGCACCGCCCCACAUGCUCCUGCAAGGGGCGCCUCCACAGCAGAUGACGAGUUAUGUGGUGACCGGGCCCUCCGCGGGACAUGGGGGCAUGAUGGGAGCGCAGCCUGUGUCCCUUCAUACCUCCGGGCAUAACCAGGGCUAUUCCAACAACCCCACCCCAGCACCAGGGGCCUUCUCGGGGGCGAUGCUCAACCAACCGCUGCUCCAACAACACACGUAUAUUCAACAACCAAUGCAGCAGGUCUCGGCGUGUUACUGCUCUUCGGUGCACCACCCACACUGUGCGACCCAGCAACAACAACAAGCGCACCCUCAGCAGCAGCCUCACUACCGCCCCCCUGCUGUGAACCCGUACAACUGCCCUCAGACCCAGAAUCUGCCCCCUCAACAAGUGCACCAGUCCAUGAUGCCAAACCAGGGCUCCAGCUUCCACCCGCCCCUGGUCCAGUCCAGCCCCAGUCUGUCUGUGCCCGGGCCCCAACAAAGCAAUAUGAACCCCCCCCUGCAAGGCAUGGUGCUCCAGUACCCCACAAUGCAGGCCUAUCAGCAGGUAUCAAUGCCGCAGCAGCAGUACCAGCAGCCUGUGUUUGUCCCGUGUCAGCCCGGACAGCAGGGGGCAGUGUCAGUGGGAGGGGUCCAGCCGUGCUACAGCCUCCUGCCCCCAAACCAGCACACCACCAUGAGUUCGACUGUGAGUUUCCUGCCUGCCCCGAUGAUGGAGCAGCUUCCCUUCUCCCAGAGCUCCACUCCCUGUGUUUCCCAGACGCUCCCGGGACAGCAGUACACAGGGCUGUUACCACACACCCCCGGCAGUUCUAUGGUGAUGCUACAGAUGACGUCGCCCCCUAGCUGUCCGCAGCAGAGAGCGCCUUCUCCGUGCCACAGAAAACAACCCAAUCACCACAAACACAACAGCGGCUCAGAGCAUCAGCGCCCCCGCAGGACAGCCCCAGAACUGCAGCUGCCCCUAGACAACUCCCAGAGCAGCCUGCCCUCGUCCCCGGCCCUCACCCCUUCACCGGGACAGUCCCACAGCGGUGGCAGCAUCAAGCCCCUCCCCGCAGGACUCUCACCCCUCUCGCCCCUCUCCCCCCUCCCUCUCAUGGGCCACCCCACGCACCCACACCCGGUGCUGCCUACGGCUUUCUGCCACACUGGACAAGGUGAAGCACACUAUUCGCUGGUGGGACAGCCUCUGCAGUACAAGACCUCCAUCAGAGCUCCACUGCUGCACACGGCCCAUGUGGUCACCAAACACCAGGGUCCUCUGGGGGUGUGGCGCGGCGGUCAUGGGAGGAGAGCCAACCGCAAACCUGUAUCUACAGACCUGAGUUGAAACCCAAGCGGAGGGUCCGACGACACGUCCUCGCCAAAACACACCAAAUCUCGGCAAAGAAUUUCCGAAGUAUCGCUCCACCUGCAUCUACAAUCAACAACAUUCAAAUCUACAAACCGUACGAAACCAGGAUGGUGCGAAGUGGACUGUUUAAAGCUGCUACAACUUCACAAAUGUUUACUUUUAAUUUAUUUUAUAUUUUCUCAAAGCCGAGCAGUUCCCAAAAUGGCCACCGCCGCCGCAGCGUUACGUGAAAUUUUUUAUGCCUAUAAGGUUUUCUUUUGCCAUAGCAGCGUUAAGGAGGUUCGAACAGUUGCCAUUGUUAAAACCAAGUGUAAUAUUUUUGCAUUUAAAUUUCUUAUACAUAUCUUUAAUAUAUAUAUUGUUAUAAAAAGUGUGCUUCUCAGUUUUAUUUUGUUUUUGUUUAGGUUUCAUCGCCCUGGCAACGAUAGAAUAUUGUAAUGGUUCAUGUCACCGGUUUUCACAACAGUAACGGCCCAUAUACGAUAGAUCGAAAUAGAAAUACUAGCUUAAAUACGACGUCAUCUUAGGCACCGCGAAUGUUGUUUUUGCACUGAUUUGAUAGAGGUUUGUUGCACUCAUCCGACUUUUUUAUAUUUAAAUUAAAAAUGUUUAUAUAUGCACAACGAAAAUGCAAUCUUAUGUGGCUUUGUUUAAUUUUUUUAUUUCAAUUUUUUGUUCUUUUUC
Molecule: messenger RNA, 4178 nt
Organism: Periophthalmus magnuspinnatus
Lineage: Eukaryota; Metazoa; Chordata; Actinopteri; Gobiiformes; Gobiidae
Product: R3H domain-containing protein 1-like
Exons: 26
Coding region: 408-3470 (1020 amino acids)
Molecular function (GO): nucleic acid binding
Source: RefSeq, a predicted model, not a curated record